Molecule: messenger RNA, 2058 nt
Organism: Triticum aestivum (bread wheat)
Lineage: Eukaryota; Viridiplantae; Streptophyta; Magnoliopsida; Poales; Poaceae
Product: ATP-dependent zinc metalloprotease FTSH 5, mitochondrial-like
Exons: 6
Coding region: 1-2058 (685 amino acids)
Biological process (GO): protein import into chloroplast stroma; proteolysis
Cellular component (GO): chloroplast
Molecular function (GO): ATP hydrolysis activity; metalloendopeptidase activity; ATP binding
Source: RefSeq, a predicted model, not a curated record
AUGGGUUCUGUUCUCUAUGCAGGAGUUUCAAGUGCAGCAAGGGAGGAAGGGCGUGUUCUUGGUACAGCCAGUGCACCCUACUACAUAACACAGAAAGGCCUGCUUAAAAAGCAGCUUCUGCGUACCUGUGGAGCCCUUGUAGUUACUGGCUUUGCAAUCUAUGGCCUUAAGGUUUUGAUUGAUAUGUGUGACGACACAGAAGUUGGUAAAUUUGAUGCUUUGAAACAAGCGGCUGCGGAUUUAAGCACAAAAUUCAGUGACGUAAAGGGGGUCGACGAAGCCAAGGCUGACCUUGAGGACAUAGUUCUCUACCUGCGAGACCCCAAGAGUUUCACUCGCCUUGGUGGCAAGCUUCCAAAGGGUGUUUUGCUUACAGGCCCACCCGGCACAGGGAAGACCAUGUUGGCAAGGGCCAUGGCCGCGGAAGCCGGCGUCCCGUUCUUUGCAUGCAGUGGGAGUGAUUUUGAGGAGGUGUAUGUGGGUCUUGGGGCUAAGAGAGUACGGGAGCUCUUUCGUGUAGCAAAGAAGCGAUCUCCUUGCAUAAUAUUCAUCGAUGAGAUCGACGCCGUUGCUGGACGCAGACAUGCAUCAGACCCGUCGUGGCAGAGGCAGACCAUGAACCAGCUGCUUUCUGAGAUGGAUGGCUUCAGGCAGAAUGAAGGGAUAAUCGUGAUCGCAGCGACAAACUUCCCGGAGUCGCUAGAUAAAGCCAUUGCUAGGCCUGGGCCCGGCGUCCCGUUCUUUGCAUGCAGUGGGAGUGAUUUUGAGGAGGUGUAUGUGGGUCUUGGGGCUAAGAGAGUGCGGGAGCUCUUUCGUGUAGCAAAGAAGCGAUCUCCUUGCAUAAUAUUCAUUGAUGAGAUUGACGCCGUUGCUGGGAGCAGACACGCAUCAGACCCGUCGUGGACGAGGCAGACCAUGAACCAGCUGCUUUCUGAGAUGGAUAGCUUCAGGCAGAAUGAAGGGAUAAUCGUGAUCGCAGCGACCAACUUCCCGGAGUCACUAGAUAAAGCCAUCGUUAGGCCUGGGCGUCUUGACCGUCAAAUUCACGUUCCUACACCGGAUGUUGAGGGCCGACGGCAGAUCCUUGAGGCUUACAUGUUAAAGGUGCAUAAAGCUGAGGGUGUGGAUGCGAUGAUCAUUGCAAGGGGGACGCCUGGGUUCUCAGGUGCAAACCUUGCAAAUCUAGUGAACGACGCCGCUCUCAAGGCUUCCAGGGAUGGAGCAGAUGCUGUUGGGAUGGAUCACCUCGAGUACGCCAAGGACAGAAUCAUCAUGGGCAGCGAGCGCAAAUCAGCGGUGAUAUCUGAUCAUUCCAGGAAGAUAACUGCGUACCAUGAGGGAGGGCACGCCCUUGUUGCUAUCCUCACGGACGGUGCUGACCCUGUCCACAAGGCCACAAUUAUGCCUAGGGGAAAUGCUCUCGGCAUGGUGACACAACUGCCAGGGGAAGACAGCGAACUGGAACUCUCGAGGAAGCAGAUGCUGGCAAGGCUGGAUGUCCUCAUGGGAGGGCAGGUGGCCGAGGAGCUUAUAUUUGGAGAAACCGGGAUCACAACUGGUGCCUCAUCUGACCUGAGCAAAGCGACUAAAUUGGCGAAAGACAUGGUCACAAGAUAUGGUAUGAGCAAGCGGGUCGGCCUUGUUUCCUACAGCAACGACGGCGAUGGUGGUGAUGGAAAGACGACGGCCCUGGUUGAUGAGGAGAUGAAAGCUUUAUUGGAUAACACUUACGAGAAUGCGAAAACGAUUCUCACGGAGCACAACAAGGAGUUUCAUGCGCUAGCAAAUGCCCUGCUGAAGCAUGGAACUCUCACUGGCGACGAGAUCAUGAAACUAGUAUUUACAGAACAACAAGCAGAUGGUCGCAACAAUAGCCAGCAGAAUCAGCUUCAAGGGGAGCAAUCGAAAACCACCACAAUGGAAUAUGAAAGGCUAAUACCUCCUAGUCCAGAUGCUGGUUGGUUCACAGUAGACGAGGAAGAGGUCGCCGCCAGGGUUGAGCCCAUCACUUCGUUCGUCGCUUCUGGACUCCGCGACCCGGGAAUCUUCCUCAUCUGA